AUGACGUCACAUAUUGGUGUUUCAUGCGAUUCAUGUUUAAAAACAAAUUUUUCUGGUCGACGUUAUAAAUGUUUACAAUGUGAUAAUUAUGACCUUUGUGGUUCAUGUUAUGAUAUGGCAGCCGAAAGUCAGAAUCAUAUUCAAAUGCAUCCAAUGCAAUGUAUAUUAACUAAAACAGCAUAUGAAUUAUUCUAUGCAGGCGAAUUAAUAUCUUAUCGAUCCGUUGUUUCAUUAACAUGUCCCUAUUGUGGUUUAUCUGGUUUCACAGCAAAUACUUUAUUAUUACAUUGUUUAGAAAAACAUUCAAUCAUGUUGUCCGAAACUAAAACAAAUCAAGCUGUUAUGUGUCCUAUAUGCGUAAUUAAUCCAUUAGAAGGAUAUCAAUCACGCUUUGUUUCAUUAGCUGAUCAUAUUGCAAGAGAACAUGAUGAUGGCGAUUUAUCGACAAAUCAAAUGAAACAAUUUGAAACUAGAAAAGAAGAUUUUGAUCAAGACGAAGAUGAAGAUGAAGGAUUACCGUUAUAUAUACUUGCAGAACGAUUGUUUACUAAAGAAGAAAGUCGUCGUCAAGAAGCAGCUCGUCAAAGAUUGACACAAACAAUGAUUCGGAAUGAUUCUAGUAAUGCAACAUUAAAUAAGAAUAUAGCAUCUCAUCGACACGCUCUUUCAAGACAAUCAGCAACGAAAAGUUCUCGAGGAAGUCAUAGAGGUCAUUUUAAUAAUUGUCCAUAUGGAACAGUAUCUCGUACAACGACUGGUGCAUUUCGUAUUCCGUUUGAUACAACAAUAGAAAAUACAAUUGUGUCAGAUCCAUAUGCAGCUAUACUUUUUUCUCAAGAUCCUCUAUUUGAUUUUGAUUCUCCACUUUCUGAUUUAGCCAAUUCACCAUUUUUUCUUACAUCAUCUGUUCCAACACUUGAAUCGACAAAUAACGAGCGAAUAGUUCAGAAAAAAUCAAAUCUAUCGAAUAUCAAGCAAAAAUAUCUUAAUCCUAUUCAACAACAAAUGAUCUUAACUGAGCCAACAGCAUCUAAUUAUCAAUUAUGGCAACAAGAUGUUUCCUCUACAUUUAGUAAUAUUAAUUUUAUAACAGAUACUAAUAUUCCAACUGAAACUAAUACGGUCAAUGAUUGCUCAUUGAGAAAUUCAGAAAGUGAUUCACGAUCAUUACUUGGAAAAAUUCUAAAAGCUGAUCAUGGAAACGAGUCAUCACGAAUAAUAGAUUCCGAGCAAGAUCAUUCAUUUUUCUUACAAUCAUUGAUGCUCUCAUUGAUGAAUACUAGUAUCGAUAAAGAAGAAUUAUGUUAA
Rotaria socialis is the source of this 1308-nucleotide messenger RNA. The record is from the annotation of a GenBank genome assembly. Lineage: Eukaryota; Metazoa; Rotifera; Eurotatoria; Philodinida; Philodinidae.